Messenger RNA from Saccostrea cuccullata (small rock oyster), 554 nucleotides. RefSeq names its product b(0,+)-type amino acid transporter 1-like. Gene Ontology annotation, cellular component: membrane. The coding region runs from base 14 to 532 and encodes 172 amino acids. NCBI's taxonomy places the organism in Eukaryota, Metazoa, Mollusca, Bivalvia, Ostreida, Ostreidae. Gene Ontology annotation, molecular function: L-amino acid transmembrane transporter activity. The transcript is spliced from 3 exons. Gene Ontology annotation, biological process: amino acid transmembrane transport. The record is from RefSeq and is a predicted model, not a curated record.
AGAUAAAGAUGGAAUGGAACUUAAACAAAGACAUACAAACAGUGAAGAGGGUCCGAAUGUAAAAGUAGAUGUUCAGGCGAUCAAGCUUAAAAGGAGUCUGGGCCUUAUCAGUGGUACCUCAAUCAUCGUAGGAACUAUCAUAGGAUCAGGAAUUUUCAUUUCUCCUAAAGGAGUGCUUCAGGAGACAGGAUCUGUAGGUCUUAGUCUAAUAGUAUGGACAGCAGGAGGACUUUUAUCGCUGAUGGGUUCGCUCUCUUAUGCUGAGCUUGGAACUUUGAUUACAAAGUCAGGCGGGGAAUACCCGUACAUGAUGGAAGCCAUGGGGAGAGUUGUGGCUUACCUGUUCGCUUGGACCAAGAUCAUUGUACUCACCCCGUCCUCCAUGGCCAUCAUCUGCCUGACUUUUGCCGAAUACUUUAUUACUCUGUUUGACUUCUGUGGAGAGCCUCAAAUACCGAAGAAAAUUGUUGCCGCGCUAGCUAUGAGUAAGAUGCUAGUAUCGAAUAAAGAAACUUUUCACAUUGCGACAUGAAGAAUACAAGAGUACAAUUCAA